UGCCAGAGCCGGCUAACAACGACUUGUGUUCCCCCAGACUCGUGGUGGACGAUCGACAACAACUGCCGUCUCGGGAGCAGGAACCGUUAAGUUUCGAGGCUGUUCAUUGCAGGUAACAUUCGAGAUGAACCACGAGGGAAGCAAUAUCAAAUUUCGCCGAAACAUCGCCCUAUUCCUCAUCAGCACUCUCAACUUUGGAUCCUAGUAUCCCUUGCCAGCAAUAUCAGUCACCAUGAGUACAACGGGGUCUCGGCGGAGGCUAGACCUCCUUAUUCAGGACCAGCGCACCAUUCAAAAAUGGCCAACGCUCCCGUUGAGAACGCAAGGCCCAAUCGGGACCCCGACCCGGUGUAGUUAUUUGGCAAGUACUGUACAGAGUCCCACGGCCCCAUGCGUUGUAACGCCGUGUGAUUGCUGUAUCGCAGCAGAAUUCCAGAAAACUGUGCUGCCUGCUCUUGCAAAGCUCCACCGACCUCUCCAGGUAGACAUCCAGCCUCGAGGAGCCGAACUGUUAUUGAUUCCUUCCUCUGAAGGGAGUGUGCGGAAUCUUUACAUGCUAGGGACUAAGUGCAGUGAACGCAACCGCCAGGCAUACCUUCUCCUCCAUGGAAUCAAUCCUCUUGUUGAUUUGUCCGAGCCCACUCCGCCCGGGAUCGAGGUUAAGGUGGUACCAGCCACGAUCCCCUGGGGACAAAAUACGGCGUGGCCGAUGUGCCCCUUCAUUCAACAGUCCCACUAUUAACCCACAGCAGUAUUUUGC
Molecule: messenger RNA, 760 nt
Organism: Aspergillus versicolor CBS 583.65
Lineage: Eukaryota; Fungi; Ascomycota; Eurotiomycetes; Eurotiales; Aspergillaceae
Exons: 3
Coding region: 233-742 (169 amino acids)
Source: RefSeq, a predicted model, not a curated record